UGGGAGGCUGGGCUGCUGCCUCCUUAAAGCCGGGCGCCCGCGACGGUGAGCAACCGGCGCUUUGGCAGCUCCUGGGGCCGUGGCCCACCGGCAGGGGCUGUGGUCACUCGGAGGGCCUGCCUACAGCUGCCGAGGACAUGAGGGUCCAAACUCGGUGGUCACGUUGGAAAUAAAGUCUCAGGGACCGUUGGUUUGACCCAGGAGCUCACCUGCUUCCCUGAGCCUCUGGCUGACCGGCUUGUGCUUCCCCCAGGAUGGACGUGUGGAUCGUGCUGCUCAUCCUGCAAAUCUCGCUGGUGCUUCCCUUGGCUGAUGGCAGCGCAACCCCCGUUCUGCGCUUUGUGGCUGUGGGGGACUGGGGAGGAGUCCCCAAUGCCCCAUUCUACACAGCCCGGGAAAUGGCCAAUGCCAAGGAGAUUGCCAGGACCGUGCAGAUCCUAGGCACAGACUUCAUUUUGUCUCUGGGGGACAACUUCUACUUCACUGGUGUGCAGGAUGCUAAUGACAAGAGGUUCCAGGAGACCUUUGAGAAUGUAUUCUCUGCCCCGUCCCUCCGCAAUGUGCCCUGGUACGUGCUGGCUGGCAACCAUGACCAUCUGGGGAACGUCUCAGCACAGAUCGCCUACUCCAGCAUCUCCAAGCGAUGGAACUUCCCUAGACCUUUCUACCACCUGCGCUUCCAGAUCCCUCAGUCCAACGUGUCCGUGGCCAUCUUCAUGCUGGACACAGUGACACUGUGUGGCAACUCGGAUGACUUCCUCAGCCAGCAGCCCGAGAAGCCACAAGACCUGGAGCUGGCCCGCAUGCAGCUGUCCUGGCUCAAGAAGCAGCUGGCGGCAGCCAAGGAGGACUAUGUGCUGGUGGCUGGGCACUACCCAGUGUGGUCCAUUGCUGAGCACGGGCCCACCCGCUGUCUGGUCAAGCAACUGGUGCCGCUGCUGUCCAAGUAUGGGGUCACCGCCUACCUGUGCGGCCAUGACCACAACCUGCAGUACCUGCAGGACAAGAACGGUGUGGGCUAUGUGCUGAGCGGGGCUGGGAACUUCAUGGACCCCUCGAGGAAGCACUUACGCAAGGUCCCCAAUGGCUACCUGCGCUUCCACUACGGGGCCGAGGACUCGCUGGGUGGCUUUGCUUAUGUGGAGAUCAGCCCCAAAGAGAUGAGUGUCACUUACAUCGAGGCCUCCGGCAAGUCCCUCUUCAAGACCAGGCUGCCAAGGCGAGCCAGGCCUAAGCACACAAAAGGACUCCAGUCUGAGGCCUGAGGUAGAGCGGCCUCCCUGCCAGUGGGCGGGAGGGGCCCUGCUGGGACCCCCACCCUCGGGCAGGUGUUCUCACCCACAGCAGAGCAGGAAGGAGAACCGCAGAUGAGGAAAUGUGCCAUGUGGCCCUAGUGACAGGGAUGCCCAUGCGUGUAAAAGCAGCGUGCACAUGGGCACCGGCCGCAGUACCACGCCCCACGGCCAGGCUCCCCAGCCUGAGUGGGGCAGUGCGGCGGUAGGGAGGGAAAGCUUUCUCCUGAAUCAACCAUUCAUCUGUCACUUACAAAUAUUCAAUAAAAUAAUAGUUGCAAAAAUUGAA
Messenger RNA from Manis pentadactyla (Chinese pangolin), 1581 nucleotides. RefSeq names its product acid phosphatase 5, tartrate resistant (gene ACP5). Bases 255 to 1265 code for a protein of 336 amino acids. Gene Ontology annotation, biological process: bone resorption. The record is from RefSeq and is a predicted model, not a curated record. Gene Ontology annotation, molecular function: acid phosphatase activity; ferric iron binding; ferrous iron binding. Lineage: Eukaryota; Metazoa; Chordata; Mammalia; Pholidota; Manidae. The transcript is spliced from 7 exons.